This is a messenger RNA of Ahaetulla prasina, 1326 nucleotides long. RefSeq names its product vomeronasal type-2 receptor 26-like. Lineage: Eukaryota; Metazoa; Chordata; Lepidosauria; Squamata; Colubridae. The transcript has 3 exons. The coding region runs from base 1 to 1326 and encodes 441 amino acids. Gene Ontology annotation, cellular component: membrane. Gene Ontology annotation, molecular function: G protein-coupled receptor activity. Gene Ontology annotation, biological process: G protein-coupled receptor signaling pathway. The record is from RefSeq and is a predicted model, not a curated record.
AUGGUUUUAAAGUUGUAUCAGCAUUCCCUGAGUUUGGCAUUCGCGGUGGAACAGAUCAACUCAAACCCAAAACUCUUGUCUAACGUUACCCUGGGAUUUUUCAUCUCCGACAACUAUUUUGAUUCCCGGCUGACGUACCGUUCCACUUUGGAGCUGCUCUUCCGAUCAGAUCAGUUGGUUGUCAACUACAGAUGUGGUACCAAGGAGAAUCUUAUUGUGGCCAUCAUUGGAGGAUUUGGUGCUGACAUCUCAUUCUUCAUGUCAGAUAUCAUAAAUCUUUAUAAAAUCCCACAGGUCUUGCCCCGUUCAGUGUGUAAUGAACCCUGUCCUGCUGGCUAUCAGAAGAAAAAGAAAGAGGGGGAGAAAUUUUGCUGCUAUGAUUGUGAUCCAUGUUCUGAGGGGAAGAUGUCAAACAUGUCAGACAUGAUUGCCUGUUCGGAAUGUCCAGAAGAUCAGUAUCCAAGUAAGGACAAAGUUCGAUGCAUCCUCAAAAUCAUAAUUUUCCUAACCUUUGAAGAACCUUUAGGGAUCAGUUUAGUUGUGAUUGCUGUUUUAUUUUCAGUCAUGACCAUGUUCAUACUUGGAAUAUUUAUCAAAUAUAAAGACACCCCUAUGGUUAAAGCAAACAAUAAGGACCUAACUUACAUUCUCCUCCUCUCUCUUCUGCUUUGCUUCCUCUGCUCUUUCCUUUUCCUGGGAAAACCUCUUAAACUAAUUUGCUUCCUCCGACAAUCCGUGUUUGGCCUUAUUUUCUCUGUGGCCAUUUCUUCCGUGUUGGCCAAAACCAUCAUGGUCAUUGCAGCUUUCAUGGCCACCAAACCAGGAUCUGGGAUGAGAAAAUGGUUGGGGAAAAAACUUUCCUUCUUAAUUGUUUUUUCUGGGUCUUUCAUUCAAGCAGGCUUUUGUCUGGCAUGGAUGAUCACUUCUCCCCCCUUUCCAGAACUUAACAUGAAAUCCAUGGCUGAAGAGAUCAUAGCAGAAUGUAACGAAGGGUCUGUUGUGAUGUUUUAUCUUGUCUUGGGCUAUAUGGGGUUUCUGUCUCUGAUCAGCUUCAUGGUGGCUUUCCUAGCUAGGAACCUGCCAGAUACUUUCAAUGAGGCCAAGUUCAUCACUUUUAGCAUGUUGAUGUUUUGCAGUGUUUGGUUAACUUUUGUUCCGACAUAUUUGAGCACCAAAGGAAAGUAUAUGGUAGCUGUGGAGAUCUUCUCCAUCUUAACUUCCAGUGCUGGGUUAUUGGCAUGUAUCUUCCUCCCCAAAUGCUACAUAAUUUUGCUGAGGCCUGACCUCAACAGCAAAGAGCAACUUGUAAAGAAAAAACAUUUUUGA